Molecule: messenger RNA, 354 nt
Organism: Heterostelium album PN500
Lineage: Eukaryota; Evosea; Eumycetozoa; Acytosteliales; Acytosteliaceae
Exons: 3
Coding region: 1-354 (117 amino acids)
Biological process (GO): ammonium transmembrane transport; ammonium homeostasis
Cellular component (GO): membrane
Molecular function (GO): ammonium channel activity
Source: RefSeq, a predicted model, not a curated record
AUGGCGGAACCAAAUAGUUUAUCAUCAUCCUCAUCAAAUAUGGGAUCAAGUUCAAUAGAUGAGAGUAUAAUAGGUGCCAGUUGGGUUCUUGAUGCAGCUAAUCUUGUUUUUUUUUUACAAGCUGGUUUCGGAAUGAUAGAAGCUGGUAUGGUUAGAGCAAAGAAUACAAAAUCGAUUUUGUUGAAAAACCUGAUAAAUACAGCGAUAGGAGCGAUAGGAUUCUAUUGCUUUGGACAUGCUUUUGCGUUUGGACCGGAUUGGUCGAAUGGAUUCAUCGGAGUUGAUGUCGAUACCGAAUUGGCAGGACUCGACAAUAUGAAUCAUGGUGGUGCUGCCUAUAUUUUUGAUAUCUAA